AAUUUUUGUAACUAAUCUUGCCAGUCGACUGCCUGAUUUGAUAUGUGCUGCUAGUACUAGUUAUAUAAUAUUAAAUUGUAAAAAAUAAACAUAAAAUAUGUUAAAAUUAUGUAAAUCGAAAUGUCCAACUGUACCUGUAGUUAGGAAGUGUUGUUUCUGUGUACCAGUGCGAAAGGGUGUAACAAUAUUUGCGUAUGUUAAUUUGGUACUAUCACUUUUAUCGUUUCCCCUUUUAAUAUUCUUGCUGGUGGAACAAGUGACCACUGGAAAGCCUAUAGAGAACCCUGGCUCUAUGGAUCCACUAAUACACUUACCUCUAACAAUCGCGUUUGUAGUCAUCGAUGUCACUAUGACUAUAAUUUUACUCAUAGGAGCUCAUAAGAAGAAACAGGUGCUGUUGAAGAUAUACUUCUAUUUUGGCGUGGCGUUCCAACUCAUGACUCUCUGCAUGGAUCUUGUGUACUUUGACUAUAGAGAGUACGUCGAGAAUACAGUCUACUUCUUCUUUUUAGGUCUAAACGUAUAUCUUUUAUUCCUAGUCUACAACACUGUCAAAAUUAUUGAGGAGAGUUCUGAGGUUCAAUAUGUGGCGUAUCAAAACAACAAUGCUGGAGCGUGACCAGCAACAUCUGCAUCGUUUUGGGCACAGCACUUAAUACCAGUAUAACUACAUGAGCACAUUGGAAUGCUUUAAUUGUGUAUAUUACAAAAUACAUAUUUCAUAACAAAUUA
Molecule: messenger RNA, 732 nt
Organism: Galleria mellonella (greater wax moth)
Lineage: Eukaryota; Metazoa; Arthropoda; Insecta; Lepidoptera; Pyralidae
Exons: 4
Coding region: 98-619 (173 amino acids)
Source: RefSeq, a predicted model, not a curated record